Yarrowia lipolytica CLIB122 is the source of this 1140-nucleotide messenger RNA. RefSeq lists its product as uncharacterized. NCBI's taxonomy places the organism in Eukaryota, Fungi, Ascomycota, Dipodascomycetes, Dipodascales. The record is from RefSeq and is a predicted model, not a curated record.
AUGCAGGUGGGAAAUUUUGAUAAGGCGCGUGAGAAUCACCACUUGACAAAACCCACAUUCACUCCACCACACGCAGAAAAUCUCCAAUAUAUCACACACAACAUGGCGGGAUUAUCGGCAUCCAGAUGGGCGAAAAAGGCGGCAGAGCUGAAGGAAGCAAACGCCGCAAGCAACACAGACAAGAACAACAAAACUGAGAACUCGACAACAUCAGCAAAAUCGGCUGCCUCGCCCUCCAAAAACGACAGACCAGUAUCCUCUUCGACAGUCUCUGUCUUUUCAGAGAAGGACUCGUCAGAGUCCGACAGCGACGUUGACAACUCGUCGACCAUGUCGCCAGCAGCGAUGGCCUUUGCUGCUCGUCUUAGUAAGCCUGAACCCAAGAAGGAGGAAGAGCCACAUACGCCGACCACCAGUCCCCGGAAGACCCUGGGCCAGUCACGAUGGGCCAAGAAGAGCGACGCAAAGAUUGACACAAAGACAGACGCAAAGACAGAGACAAAAAUCGACCCCAAGGAUGUGCCACUCAUCAGUACGCCUCCCAAAGGUCCUGCUUCCGAAUACAAAAAGAACGGCUCUGUAUCUGCCAACGAUCUUCGAUCACGCCUAGCACCUCCGUCAGCACGUGUAGCUCCGUUCGAGACUGUUCCCGACGAUGUGGCAAAGCAGCAGCGACGAGAACUACGUGAGAGAGAGCGGGAGACCUAUCGACAGAAGAAGAUGGGCCACACUCGUGAAUGGGAUGAAAGCCAGACCCAGCCUCAGCACAAUGGCCAUAACGGCCACAACGGCCAUAGCGGCCAUAAUAAUGAGCCCAAAGAACGACGCAACUCUCGAAACGGUCACGUCAGACGGGACUCGAUGAACCACCACAAACCCGACCACCACUCAAAACUGGACGCGCGGUUCGAAAAGAAACCAAAGGGACGGCUGCCAGAGCGACAGGAACGCCCAGAACGACAGGCACCUAAGAAACAGGCGCCUACUCCUGCUCCUGCAAAGACAGCUGCUUCCUCAAAACCCAAGGAGCCAACUGCCGAGGAGAAGGAGGCUCUGCGAAUCAAGUUUGAGGAGCACCUCAAGCUAUCCGAGUCCAAAAACUUUGCCUGGGACGAUGACGAGGAUGACAUGUGGGCGUAG